Molecule: messenger RNA, 1272 nt
Organism: Girardinichthys multiradiatus
Lineage: Eukaryota; Metazoa; Chordata; Actinopteri; Cyprinodontiformes; Goodeidae
Gene: cfap73
Product: cilia and flagella associated protein 73
Exons: 7
Coding region: 139-1056 (305 amino acids)
Source: RefSeq, a predicted model, not a curated record
GCUGUCUGAAAAGCGACAUGUUACCAUAGAAACGACGAAAAGAAACACGGGAGCUUGCUGUCGCAGUGAAACACAUUUAAAAAACAUUAGGAGGAAGAGAAAAACUUUAAGAUUAUCAUCCACCCAGACAGCAAAGGCAUGUUUUCCAAAACGAGCUGCGAGCGGCCACUUUGUCCCGGUAACAGGAAACCGACUGUCGGAGACUCGAUGUCAGGAAGAGACCUUUUAUCGGCGCAGAUUGAACUGAGGCAGAAGGAGAGAGAGGUGGAGCAGCUGAGGAAGAAGUUCCAGGAGAAGAAACAGUAUUUGGUUUAUUUACGUCAGCGUAUGGAAGAGCUGCAAAAAAACGCAAAAGAAGCACGUGAGCAACGCUUCAAAUUACAAAUGUUUUUUAAGGAUGAAGAAACAGAAGCUGACAGGGAGAUGGCUGAGAAGGAGAUGAAGGAGGCGCUGGAAAAGGAGAUGGAAAUACAGAAGCUGAAAGAGGAGUGUGUUCUGCUGAAGAAGAGGACACAGGAGGUGCAGCUUCAGACCCUCAAAUAUUCACAAUACAAGGACUUCAUGGAGCGUGUCCUCAAACUAACAAAGUUCGAGGACGUGGAUGCGUUUGCAGGUUAUUUCGAGAGCCUCCUUCACAUCCGGAACCAACUGUAUGAGAGAGAGACUCAGGUGCAGGAACAAAUGGAGCAGCAGAAGAAACACUUGCAGAUCCUGAAGGACCAGCACAGCCUGCUGUGGCUGCAUAAGAACAACCAGCUGUCACAGCUUAAGAAAGAGCUGGAAAGGGCCUGCUCUGAAGUUCUGAUAUGGGAAAAGCAGUGGAACCAAAUUCAGGAAACGGCUGCAAAUAAAACGCUGGACCUGGGCAAGAUUAAGAUGGCGACCCUUAAUCUGUACGAAACUACCGUUGGGGAGGUCAGCAGAGGAGAAGCUGUGCAUAUUAAUGACACAGAAGCGCAGCUGGAGCACAUCAAGGACUUCAUCCUGGACCAUACAGACAUUGUGAAACAGUAUCAGACAUAUUUACAAAGAGAAGCCAAAGAAAACAAACAUUAACCAACACAAAAUAUUUAGCACUAACAUCUUUAAAGCCUGUUUGGAUUCUUUAUCUUAUCUUAUCCCUGUUUUAUCUGUUUCUGUUGCCAUAACACAUAAAUCUUGAUGUAAUUCCAUAAAUUGUAUGGUUACUCAACUCAGGAUUUGGGUUUCACCCCCCUAUGUAAGGCUUGGACCGCCCUGAGAGAGGUAAAAAUAAAGUCAUGGGAAAACUAA